CCCGCCUAUUGAGGAAUCGCAGCCCGAUAUCGUAUGCCGAUGCUAAAUGGAUACGCGCAGCGCCGUCCCUACAACCAAUUCGUUUACGGAAGCAUUACGCAGACCUAGCCGCAACUUUCCAAGGUCCACUUCUGGGUGUCUUACGUGUAGACAACGGAAGAAGAAAUGUGACGAACAACGACCAAUUUGUUCUGGUUGUUUGCGGAGCCAUGUGGCGUGUCGUUGGCCUGCUCCCUCUGCAUCCACGCGAUUGCUUACUCCACUGGCUACAGGGAUGCGCCUCAAAUCACAAGAACUCCGCCAAAGCUACAUCAAUACAGAAGCUGUCGCUAUCUGGAGCUUGUCACGUCUCACUUUCCUGAGCCCAGAGCGUCCAUGUUUUCUGACCAAGAUAUCUGGAACUUUGCUCGAGCACUACGUCACCCGGACGGGUUCUCAGCUCGUACCUUUCCCACCCUCGUGCAAUCCUUUUGUGCGAUUGCUCUUGCACACGGCAAUUUCCGACGAUCUGAUCAUGCAUAGCCUGCUCGCUCUUAGUGGAGUCCAUUUUUCAGGGUACGAUAACAUCGAAGAAGGGCUUGUGUUGCGUGCAACAUGGAGUCACUAUGCCGCCGUCGUUCGCAGCCUGCGGACGGAGCUUGCGUCUUUCGGGACCGGCCCUGAAGAUUCUAUGAAGACUUUACGCCUUCUUGUUGUUCUCAUUAUACUAUGUCACUAUGAGGUGAUAUCUGGCGAUACCCAAGGAAAGAUGUUUCAGCAUCUUCGUGCAAGCAGACAACUCAUCCUGUCAUUACGGGUUCACUCACGGAGUCUACCCACUGACUCUUGCCGUCAACUGUUUGGCCUUAUGUGUGAGCUAUACGCAUACCUUGUCCUUGCCAAUACCUUGACUCCAUAUGCUGCUAUUCAAGAACGCUCGAUAGUCUUUGAUUCGUUCAUCAUUCACCUUGAUGAGAUUGGCGAGUCUGCCUAUCGCGGCAUUAUGCUUGGAGGUUUACAUGGCCUGUUGGAACUCAUACCUUUGGUUUCAGUACUUGCUGCCAGUCGGUUGAGAGAAGAUGCUGUCGAAAGUGAUAGCGUCGCACAAGAUAGGGAUGGUGAGGCAAAGUCUCGACCUGUCUUGUUGGACACAUACAGGAUACUUAAAGCUCGGAUAGAUGGUUGGUCUUUGCCUCCCUUAUCAGAACAAGCAAGCGAUUUAAGCACCGUGGCACCCACGAAUUGCGCAGCAGCUAUCAGAAGUCGGUACAAAGAGCGCCGCAUUGCUGGAGACGUCUAUCGCCACGCCCUUUACAUUUACCUGUCUUCUUCGAUGGCUGGCCAGCUAUGUACAGAUCAAGACGUUCGUGCCUCGCUCCACACGCACGCAUGCGCCAUUCUGGAUCUUGCCACAAACCUCGCAGAGCUAUCAUUUGAUUACACCAUGCUCUGGCCUGUCAUCAUCUGUGGCUCAUGCUUGACAUUCAAGUCACACCAGGAUUUUCUGCUCGCAGCUCUCGACUUUUCUCGAUACCACAUGGGUCAUGUGAAGACAGCGUCGAAAUUGCUGAAGUUGCUGUGGGACGAUCCGGAUCCGAGGGCUUUUGGUCCUUAUGGAUUGUAUCUUGUCAUAGAAAAGUACAAGAUCGGCUUUUGUACGAUAUGAUAGAUAAAGCGUUCACUACCUGUGGGCAACGAACU
Alternaria alternata is the source of this 1680-nucleotide messenger RNA. RefSeq lists its product as hypothetical. Gene Ontology annotation, molecular function: transcription cis-regulatory region binding; DNA-binding transcription factor activity, RNA polymerase II-specific; zinc ion binding. The record is from RefSeq and is a predicted model, not a curated record. NCBI's taxonomy places the organism in Eukaryota, Fungi, Ascomycota, Dothideomycetes, Pleosporales, Pleosporaceae. The transcript has 2 exons. The coding region runs from base 47 to 1645 and encodes 532 amino acids. Gene Ontology annotation, biological process: positive regulation of transcription by RNA polymerase II. Gene Ontology annotation, cellular component: nucleus.